Lethenteron reissneri (Far Eastern brook lamprey) is the source of this 3372-nucleotide messenger RNA. It is a transcript of the gene SKP1, whose product is annotated as S-phase kinase associated protein 1. NCBI's taxonomy places the organism in Eukaryota, Metazoa, Chordata, Hyperoartia, Petromyzontiformes, Petromyzontidae. The record is from RefSeq and is a predicted model, not a curated record. Gene Ontology annotation, biological process: ubiquitin-dependent protein catabolic process.
UGUCAUUUCGUUAGUUUCGGCGUUGACUGCAUUUUUUAAACUUCAACAACAGCCGCUGGUGCUACUACUGCUGUUGUUGUUGCUACUGUGGUGGUGGUGGUGAGAAGCCUCUCGUCUUGUUACAAAGUCGCGGCAGCCAUGUCUAGCAUUAAGCUGCAGAGCUCCGAUGGAGAGAUCUUUGAGGUGGACGUGGAGAUCGCAAAGCAAUCGGUGACCAUCAAGACCAUGCUUGAGGAUUUGGGUAUGGACGAAGAGGGCGAUGAAGACCCUGUCCCUCUGCCCAACGUCAACGCAGCCAUCCUCAAGAAGGUGAUCCAGUGGUGCACUCACCACAAGGACGACCCGCCUCCCCCGGAGGACGAUGAGAACAAGGAGAAACGCACCGAUGACAUCCCCGUGUGGGACCAGGAGUUCCUCAAGGUGGACCAGGGCACGCUGUUCGAACUCAUCCUGGCCGCUAACUACCUGGACAUCAAGGGUCUUCUGGACGUCACCUGCAAGACGGUGGCCAACAUGAUCAAGGGCAAGACCCCAGAGGAGAUCCGCAAGACGUUCAACAUCAAGAACGACUUCACAGAGGAGGAGGAACAACAGGUUCGCAAGGAGAACCAGUGGUGUGAGGAGAAGUGAGGGUGCAGAUCUCGGCUGCACGCACUCACCACUCACACUCACCACUCACCAAUCGCACUCACCACUCGCACUCACCACUCACCAAUCGCACUCACCACUCGUGCUCACCACUCACCAAUCGCACUCACCAAUCGCACUCACCACUCACCAAUCGCACUCACCACUCGUGCUCACCACUCACCAAUCGCACUCACCACUCACCACUCGUGCUCACCACUCACCAAUCGCACUCACCAAUCGCACUCACCAAUCGCACUCACCAAUCGCACUCACCAAUCGCACUCACCACUCACCAAUCGCACUCACCACUCGUGCUCACCACUCACCAAUCGCACUCACCACUCACCACUCGUGCUCACCACUCGUGCUCACCACUCACCAAUCGCACUCACCACUCACCACUCGUGCUCACCACUCGUGCUCACCACUCACCAAUCGCACUCACCACUCGUACUCACCAAUCGCACUCACCACUCACCAAUCGCACUCACCACUCGUGCUCACCACUCACCAAUCGCACUCACCAACAAUACCCUCUUUCCCUUUCGCGCUGGCUUAUAAGGGGAGGUGGAAUCCCUCCCCUCACCACCUCCCCCUCACCACCUCCCUCCCCUCACCACCUCCCUCCCCUCACCACCCCACCCACCCCUCACCACUCACCCCUCGCUGUUUGUGUUUAUCCCAGGCGACGACCUCCCAAACGCUCCUCACCUCAAGCUCAACAUCACCCUCACCCCUCUCUCACCACCCCCCCCUCUCUCUCCUUCACCCCUCACGCCGCUCACCUCUCUCGCUUGUCGCUCACCUCACACGGCUCACCACAUUGUCUAUUGCAACCCGAGAUGCCCUCCCACCUCCUCACCACCUCCUCCCUCACUCCUCUCACCUAUCCCUCGCCACACACCACACACUCCACACCACACUCACCACUCACUCGCCACACACUCACCACUCACUCGCCACUCACUCGCCACUCACUCACCACGCCACACACACCACACACUCACACACUCACCACUCACUCGCCACUCACUCACCACGCCACACACACCACACACUCACACACUCACCACUCACUCGCCACUCACUCACCACGCCACACACACCACACACUCACACACUCACCACUCACUCGCCACUCACUCACCACACCACACUCACCACACACUCGCCACUCACUCACCACGCCACACACACCACAACACAUCACACACUCGCCACACACUCACCACACCACUCACCACACCACACACCACACACACCACACUCGCCACAACACACUCGCCACACCACACACUCACCACACCACACUCGCCACACACUCACCACACCACACACUCACCACACCACACACUCACCACACCACACACCACACUCGCCACACCACACUCACCACACACUCGCCACACACACCACACCACACACUCACCACACACCACACACCACACCACACACACCACACUCGCCACGUGUAGAGACAGGUCAGGCAGAAAUCGUCUCUUACAUCAUAGAAGCGAGUCGCCGCCAGCUGUACCCGGGGGGUAGUCGCUCGCGUUGUCUCUGCUGCAUUGACCCCAGAAGAGGCUUGCGACGGUUCAUUGUGUGUGGUGGUGGUGGAGAUGGUGGUGGAGGUGGUGGAGAUGGUUAUGGUGGUGGUGGAGAUGGUGAGGGUGGAGAUGGUGGUGAAGGGGCUUGCGAUGAUUAAUUGUGUGUGGUGGAGGUGGUGGAGAUGGUUAUGGUGGUGGUGGUGAGGGUGGAGAUGGUGGUGGUGGUGGUGGUGGUGAAGGGGCUUGCGAUGAUUAAUUGUGUGUGGUGGAGGUGGUGGAGAUGGUUAUGGUGAUGGUGGUGAUGGUGGUGGUGGAGAUGGUGAUGGUGGUGAUGCUGGAGAUGGUGGUGGAGAUGUUGGUGGUGGAGAUGGUGGUGGUGAUGGUGGUGAUGCUGGAGAUGGUGGUGGAGAUGGUGGUGAUGGUGGUGGAGAUGGUGGUGGUGGUGGUGAUGCUGGAGAUGGUGGUGGUGGAGAUGUUGGUGGUGGAGAUGGUGGUGGUGGAGAUGUUGGUGGAGAUGGGGAUGGUGUUGGAGAUGUUGGAGAUGUUGGUGGUGAUGGUGGAGAUGGUGGUGGUGGUGGUGAUGCUGGAGAUGGUGGUGGUGGUGAUGGUGGAGAUGGUGAUGCUGGUGGUGAUGGUGGAGAUGGUGAUGCUGGUGUGACGCUGGUGGUUUAGGUCCCAACGGGGUUGUUUUGUCUCGGCCGUUUUAGUUGAUUUUUUUUGUCGUGUGGAGUUUGCAGUGCUGGAUCUUGUGGUUGUUGGCAUUGGGAGGAGACGCGGGAGGUGGUUUGUUGGGUGUUUGUUGGCUUUUGUGACACUUUUGGACCCCAGUUCCAUGGUGGAGGCGAAAUGAAACAAGUCGAUGGGGAGAGAGAGGGGAGAGUGGGGGGGGAGAGGGGGAAGGGGGGAGAGAAAGCGAACAAACUCCACUAGAACAGGGGGGUGAGUUAAUACAAACUCCACUUGAUAGCCCAGAGAGAGAGAUGAGAGCUAAGGGCGAUGCUGUCUGUACACAAAGCCGCUCAACUAACUCCCCCCGUGCUAGCGUGAUCCCCACACAGACCACCAACCCCCCCCCCCCCCCCCCCCCCCCCACCGUUCGCUAAAAGUGUUUAACCUCGUUAGGCUGCUCAGUGUAAUUAUUGUCGUUGUUCUUCUCUGUUCAGUAAAGAUUCCUUUUUGGAAAGACUCAAACCUC